GUCAAAAUCAAGCGAAAAGAAUUUGUUGUUUAUCGGUCUACUUACCUUCGCUGUUUGCAUUGUAGCAUUUUAAGCAGAUAAGUGAUUUUUGCCGUUCUGAGUAGUAGAAAGCAAGCAGUAAAAAAUGUCCUCAGGAACACCGGUGAACGCGGUUGACUUGCUGCAGCAGGCGCUACAUUCCAACAUUAUUCCCAACCAGGAGUUUCUACUGCAGGGAUCAAUUUUAGACUCGGCGGCAGAGCAUUUACUGCAUCGAUUACGAGGCCUUUGUGAUAAUGUCGAUACACCACCAGAAACAUUCACCGAUUAUGAAAUGUGUCUCAGUCUUAAGGUUCCCAAUGAGAAGAUCCCCGUAAUGAUUCUGCGGGUUCGCAAAGCCCAGGACGUUGACGCACCCUACCAGCUGCGUUACAUCGGCCAACCGGAGUUAGGAGAUCGUACCCGGCCCACUCUGGUGCGCAGCAGCUUGGACAUUGCAUGCACUCCUCACGUGGUCGAUUUCCUCACGGAGAUGGGAUUCCGGGUAGAUUUCGAGUACAUUACUAGAGGGUACAUGUUUCGCAAGGGUCGCAUGAAGGUAACUGUUUCGAAGAUUCUGAAAGUUAACAGUUCGGAACCGAUCUCACAAAGCUACCUGGUAGAGUUGUCCGUGCUGGCUCCCACCGGUCAGGAUGCAAUCGCAGAGGACAUGCGGAUUUUUGCCGAGCAGCUUAAACCUCUGGUCCAGUUGGAGAAAAUUGACUACAAGCGGUUUGCCCAAAUGCCCUAAUUUUUCGUUGGCAGUAUGUAUUUCUUCAUUGAUAAUAAAACAGUUGAAAAAACAAAA
Messenger RNA from Topomyia yanbarensis, 826 nucleotides. It is a transcript of the gene MED18, whose product is annotated as mediator of RNA polymerase II transcription subunit 18. Gene Ontology annotation, cellular component: core mediator complex; mediator complex. The coding region runs from base 125 to 769 and encodes 214 amino acids. Gene Ontology annotation, biological process: termination of RNA polymerase II transcription; regulation of transcription by RNA polymerase II. The record is from RefSeq and is a predicted model, not a curated record. Lineage: Eukaryota; Metazoa; Arthropoda; Insecta; Diptera; Culicidae. The transcript is spliced from 5 exons. Gene Ontology annotation, molecular function: transcription coregulator activity.